CGACAGAGGAGGAGGUGCAUGCAGGAAUAAAGCAAACAGCCCGCUAUCUAAGCUCUCAGAGCUGUCGCCAUUUCCGUGUAUUUUUUCGGGAGACCUUGAUGUAUAUUUAAUUAACUGUCGCAUACUGAAGUCUUUUAGGAGACAAGUCGUUCUGGGAGUACUUUGAAGAAGAAAGCGAUAUCCGGGAGUGUAGCUUUUGCGGCCAUCCGAUUAACCACGUCAAAUCUGUCAGCCAGUAAAUUCACAUUUUUGGUGGUUGUGUUUUUGCUCAAUCCUGAAAUCUUAAAGACACUUGCUACUUUUUCUCUCGUCGAUCAUAUCGUCUUACAGAAGCUGUUUUUGCUAUUAAUUCGGUUGUUAUACCGAAGGCCGCAGAGCUAACUUACACUCACACUGCUAGCCUCGUUCCCGUGUAGCGGCUAAAGAACUAAACCGUUUUUCGUGUUUUAUUUCGUUAUUAUUGUAAUAAAGCUCAGAGAUCAUACACGGGCGUACAGCACUUGAGGAUUCAAUGUUUUUCAUCUUUCUCUGAGGACCUUUCUACCUCUGUGUUGUUAAAUUUAGCUAGUGACGGUUAACGUUAGCUGCUUCCGGCGAGCUGGAUACGCCACUCAUCUCAGGAUAAACUACGCUCUCUGCCUCCUGCCCUCGAGGUUGAGCCAGGCUUCAUUUUUGUGGCGGUUCCGGUCAGGGCUCUCAGUUAUCACUCAGUGAUGUCGGAAGAAGCAAAACAGACCUCCGCGCCUGCCCCCGCGUCCACGAUGGACGCCAAGUCCGAUUCCACUGCCUCACCACCUCCAGCUCAGGGGGUUUCUUCAGUGUCUCCCCCCGUAUCCACCAUAACGCAGUCUGCACCACCCGCAACUGAGGAUGAGGAGGAGGAGAGCGAAGAUGAAUCAGAGAUUCUGGAGGAAAGCCCCUGUGGGCGCUGGCAGAAACGGAGAGAAGAGGUAAACCAGCGUAAUGUACCAGGUAUCGACAAUGCUUACCUUGCCAUGGACACAGAGGAAGGCGUGGAGGUGGUGUGGAAUGAGGUCAUGUUUUCUGAGCGGAAGAACUAUAAAGUACAGGAGGAAAAGGUGAAGACAGUGUUUGAUAACCUCAUCCAGCUGGAACAUUUGAAUAUAGUGAAGUUUCACAAGUACUGGGCAGAUGUGAAAGAGAACAGAGCCAGGGUUAUUUUUAUAACAGAAUACAUGUCCUCUGGGAGUCUUAAGCAGUUUCUAAAAAAGACUAAGAAGAAUCACAAGACCAUGAAUGAGAAGCCUCCUAAAGACAUAUCUGUUGCCAAUGUCACCACAGCCGUGGACAUCUAUUCCUUUGGAAUGUGCGCCUUAGAGAUGGCUGUGCUGGAGAUCCAGAGUAACGGAGAGUCUUCAUAUGUGUCACAUGAAGCCAUUAAUAGUGCCAUCCAAUUUCUGGAGGACCCACUGCAGAGAGAGUUUAUUCAGAAGUGUCUGGAGGUGGACCCCAGAAAGAGGCCCACAGCCAGAGAGCUGCUUUUCCAUCAAGCUCUGUUUGAAGUGCCUCUUUUGAAACUACUGGCAGCACACUGUAUCGUCGCUCACCAGCACAUGAUCCCUGAAAAUGCUUUGGAGGAAAUUACCAAGAACAUGGACCCUAACCAAGUAAUCUUGGAAAGGAAGGAGGUCCAGCUAAAACUCUCCCAGUUUCCCGCAUUGGAGCUUGACAAGUUCCUUGAAGAUGUGAGGAAUGGAAUCUAUCCGCUGACUGCAUUCGGCAUUCCCUGCCCACAGCAGCCCCAGCAGGAGGCUGUCAAGUCCCCCAUCGUACCACCCUCCGUCAAAACGCCCACGCCUGAGCCUGCAGAACUGGAGACCAGGAAGGUCGUACAAAUGCAGUGCAACAUCGAGCCUGUGGAGGAAGGAGCAAAGCAUCAUUUGACGUUAUUGCUAAAACUGGAGGAUAAGCUGAACCGACAUUUGAGUUGUGAUUUAGCGCCAAAUGAGAAUGUACAGGAGUUGGCUGUGGAACUGGUCCAGCUUGGCUUCAUUAGUGAGGGGGAUCAGCCACGUCUCGCAACUGUGCUGGAGGAGGCCUUCUCAAAAUUCUACAGCCGUAACGGCUCUCUAAAUCCUGUCACCGUUUCCUCGUAGCAGAGGGUUGAAUCUGCCAGCUUCUCGCCACCAUUUUAUCUUCACGCACGGGACAGAACUCUAGCGCUCCAUCACUCAGAGGAUUGUGUGCGAGCUCUGCGGGGAGAGAUCCAGAUGCCUCGAACUGAGCCUUGAAAACAAAACGACCCCUACACUCUUGUUUUUCACACCACUAUAUGUGGCGGAAAGUGUUGGCGGAUAGUUCCCAUAUACAUUUAUUGUGUCGGUGUAGCAGUCUGCUUCUGUUUUAAAAGAAGAAAAAAAAUGACUUGGUUAUUAUUUAAGUCAGUAUUACAAGCUGUUUUUCAGAGCAUUUUUGCUUACAUUAUGUGUGGGAUCUGUUACUUCAAGGAUUUGCUGAAGUGCAAACCUUAUGUUGUCUUUUUAGGCACAUGUUUUCAGUUGGUCUCUCGAGUCUCCCUCUGUCAUUCGUCUUCGCCAGAGGAAUGCGUUUCCAUUUUAAUGAGAAAUGUACCUUUAAGGUACAAAUGAAUUGUUAACCUACGCAAGAUCCACUAAGACUGUGAAAGGAAAUGGGUUCUCGAAACAUUAAAAGUUAAAAUAGCAAACCGAUUAUUUAUCUAAAGGCGUAUGAUCUAUCUUUAAAUGUUUCACUUUUGACUUUGCGGCGGCUGUUUUUUUUCUUCUUCCUGUGAAUGUAGCUUUUUUAAUGCUUUCUAAGAGAAGUGCACUUGAUUUGGUUUUUAGAUUUUUCCUUUUUGUCUCCCACGUAUGUGACACGGUUAUGAGUUUCAGUAUAAAAGUAAUGAUCUGCAGAGCCCCAAAUGUGUUAAAAUGUGCCUUCAACAAAGACACAAUCAAUCUGUGGUCAGACCCAUAGACAAACGCUUGUAUCAUUUUUUUUUACAUUGUGCAGAUCCUGUUUUUUUUUUUCUUACGAAAACUGUCCAGCCACCAUCUGGUCUGCAUGUAAUAAUUUUAUGGCACAUUUGCAGCAUAUUAAAACUCCAAACAUAUGCUUGUUACCUCAAUAAAAUCUGAGUUCAUCUUAAUGGUACAUCAGCAUUUGUCUGUUACAAGCUACUAAUUUGAACAAUACAUGAAAUAUGGCGAUAUCCAAUUGCUGUCGUUUGAAAGGGAAAAAGUGGUUUAUUUGUUUUAACAAUUUGUUGAGAUGGGUUUCUUUUUUGUUGCAAACUGUCCAAGAUGUUGACUGCUUCAGACAUCAGACAAUGGAGAUGAUGCUUGGCACACUCAAAAGCAAUUUCCUCAAAGAAAUUGUGGUAAUGCAGGCCAGCGAAGACAAAUGCUAUCAUUAUAAAAUGGAAAAGCAUGAUUCAUUCUGUGUGGCUGUGAAGGAAACAACAGGCUUUUAUGAAUCUUGCUCUGUGAAAUACUGAGGCCAGAACCACGAGUUUAUUAUUUGAGUGUUUAGUUUUUGUAUCAUGCAAAAUAUUGGAAAACUUCUUUUACAUCUCUUAACCGUAUCUUUUCAGAGUUGCACCCUUUCUUGAUAUAAAGAUGAGAUAUAGACAA
Messenger RNA from Triplophysa rosa, 3614 nucleotides. RefSeq names its product nuclear receptor binding protein 1 (gene nrbp1). Lineage: Eukaryota; Metazoa; Chordata; Actinopteri; Cypriniformes; Nemacheilidae. The record is from RefSeq and is a predicted model, not a curated record. Gene Ontology annotation, molecular function: protein kinase activity; ATP binding. Gene Ontology annotation, cellular component: cytoplasm; endomembrane system. Bases 714 to 2117 code for a protein of 467 amino acids. Gene Ontology annotation, biological process: intracellular signal transduction; protein phosphorylation; endoplasmic reticulum to Golgi vesicle-mediated transport. The transcript has 16 exons.